UCGUGUGAUCGGCGCCAGGACACGUUUAAUUGCUAAUUAGAGACACACACACAGAGAGCGAGUUGUCGCUGCUGCUGCUGAGUUCGUGAGCGCUCCGGCUCCGAGCCGCCCUCUUCGGCUGCGUCCGCACCGCCCCUCGUCGCCCGCGCACGGAGAGCCCCGCCCCGAGCCAGCCGUCACGACCUCUCAAACUCCUGCUGCUGCUCCUGCUGCUCCUGCUGCUGCUCCUGCUGCUGCCGCCUCCUCCUCCUCCUUGGUCGCAGUCCGUCCCUCCCCUCCCCCCGAAACCCCCUCGAGCAGCAGAGAAGGGCUCCAAGCUCGUGCGCAGCCGCUGUUGGGGCUCAGUUGCCGGGAUGAGUGCGCGCUGAGAAGGAGAGAGAGACAGAGAACGAGAGAGGCAGAGAGAGGAAGGGAAGGGAAGAGAGGCAGAGAGAGAGAGGCAGGAAGGGAAGGAGAGAGGGGGGCGAUACUCUUUACGCUUCCAUAGCUGUGGACUCCGGCAACUAGCCGACGUUUCAGUUCGUGCCUUGGGGUUUUUCUUUUUAGUUGCAUCCACACGUGCGUAGGUAGCAGCAGCAGCAGCAACAGCAUAGACGGCCAGCUGGUACAACAGCAGCUGCUGCUGCACACGGGGGUUAGGUAGUUGUCAGCUGUAGGGGGAACGGACGCGGGUAGCCGGAGGUGGUUCAAGUGGCGCGUGUUGGAUGGUGCUGGUCGCGGGGGGCUGACCGGCGGGGUUCGCGCAGGAAGGCGGCUCAGCUCGGCUCAAGCUCGGCGAGCGAUCGAGCGCUUUGACGUGGGGUGGUUGCGUGGGUCAACGAGCGUCUGUGCGGCAAAGAGAAAGGGAACGCAGGAGUUUGUGAAGUUUGACACUCGUUUAGCGAAGUUACUCCCUCCACCCCCCCCCCCGCCGUUGCUGCGCUGUUUGGUACAAAGCGCAGCGUGAGACGAGGCGAAGGCUGCGGCGGCGUCGGCUGCGGGGUGAUUUCUCUGCAUUCUCUUGCCGAGAGGAGGAACAAGCUGGGGAGGGAGAGAGGGGGGCGAACGAGCAACUUUACUCAACGGCAGAACAAAGAGCUGCGCUCGGGAAGGAAGCCUCUAACUUGUUCCUUACGACCGGGCUGUGGGCAGUUGUCCGGGCAGGCUGUUAGCUCGGUACCAAGCGGGCAGCGACGAGGGGUCGAGUGGCACGUUGAAAACAAAACGCCGGCACCGCAGCAACGCCAGCCAGCGAGCUCAUCAUGCGCUGUUUAGUGACGUUAGAGAAGUGGUGGUGGCGGCGGUGGUGCUGAUACGGGGUUCUGUGUUCGAGGCAGUCGCAGUUGGCGAUAGAGUCAGCAAUAGGACCGGCAAGCGUAAGACGAAGGGAGCAGAACGCUUUGGGUCACUCUGGCUGAAUUCCUUCGGCGUUGGUGUUGUUAUUAUUAUUGGGUCAACACUCCGACCUGAACGCGAUGGAGCGACUUCCGAAUGUCCUGGCGCUGUGGAUGCAUUUGGAAGUGUGGACCCUGCUCCUGGUUCUGGCUAAAGGCGAGAUCCGCUGCUACUGCGAUGCGGCGCACUGCGUGCCCACGGGCUACAUGUGCAAGUCGGAGAUGUCCGUGUGCUUCCGCCGCGUGCUGGAGCCCACGGACCCACGCUCGCCGCUCGCGCACGGCUGCAUCGAGGCCCUGUCGCCCUCGCCGCCGCACCCGUGUCACGCGCCGCGUCCCCGCAACCACACGGGCCGCUGGCCGGUCGUGCGCUGCUGCCAGGACGACAUGUGCAACUACAACGCGCUGCACGACCUGCUGCGGCCGCCCCGGGGAGACACAGCAGACCCCGUGAGCGGUGGCGGGCCCGGCACGGACGGCGCGGGACGUCCCGCCGUGUGGCGCUCCGCCUCCGCAUCGGCGGCCGCGGCGGCCGCCUCACAAGAGCUGUGGUUCCGCGCGGCCGUCAUCGCCGUGCCCAUCGCCGGCGCCGUCGUGCUGGCGUUGCUCGUGGCGCUGGCGCUGCGCAUGCUGCGGAGCGAGUCGCGGCACCGCCACCGGCAGAUGCUGGCGCGACUCCACUACGGCUUCCACGGCCCGCUGCCGGGACGCGCGUGCCCGUCGUCGUCGUCGUCGUCGUCAUCCUCGACGGACGGAGGCCCCAAGUCGGCGGGCGACGCGGGCCAGCCGUGCUGCUGCUGCUGCGUGGCGUGUGCGGAGGCGCCCAGGAAGCCCAAGGCGUGGUCGAUCGUGCGCUGGGGCCCGGGGUGCGCGGGCGGCGGCGGUGGAGGAGGGGGAGGAGGGGGGGGAGGAGGGGGAGGAGGAGAGAAGCUCGAGGGGCUGGAAGAGCGGCAGAAGUCGUCGUGGUCACUGGGACGAUGGGGAUCGAGCAGCGCCACCGAGAAGAUGGCGUUUGUGUGACCGCGGAUCUUCUUUUUGCAGAGUUAACGAGACGAGAGCGUGGGAAGAGGAUUUUUAAGGAACGGUGCAAUUGUUUUUGGAGACGUUGAAGAGCACUCAGACUUUCUUUAUGCGGAAAAGCACAACGACCUCCUUGUGAUACGUUUACUCGCAAGAUCGCAGAGAUGCGUUCAGGGUGUCCGUCGAGGUUCAAGGCAACGGUAUAAACCAACGACAAUGAGAAGAUGUCUAGACUCAUGAAACGCUUUUUUUUUUCCCCCAAAACUGUUUUCUGUCUCGCUAUGUGGUUAUCGCUGCAGUGAGCUUAAACUUACAGCACGCUUUGAUAGUGAAGCUACUUAGUUCAAGAAUAUCGAACUCUCUCUGCCGACGACAGAAACCAACGAACGUGAAGCGCGACGACGCGUCAUCCCAACAGCAUCCCCCCAUGCGGGAACUUGCCCGUUGGUCAUUUUUCAAAAAGGGAGGGAAUCGCCAAUGUGCGCCACUGAUGACGCUUGCGAAGGAGUGAAGGAAACGGAACGAUGUCGGUGAAGAUUUGUUAAAUUAAAUUGCCGACGCACACUCUUUGCCGGGUGUGUUAUCGGUGUCUUGUGUAAAUGUGUACAGAGUCUGCAUGGGACUUGUGUAGUGUGUCCAUAUUUUACACCGACCUGUGUGUCUAGCUUUCAUUAUUGUUGUUGUGAUUUUAUUAUUGUUAGAUGUUUUUUUAUGAUGUUGCACACUAAUAUAGGUCUACUUAGAUCAAUGGGAUUUAUAGUAACGAGAAACUAUAUUGUCCUUAAAACCAGGGUAUUACGAAGCAUGGAGAAUUUCCAGCAUUAUGCCUUUUUACAUCCCAUUGGCAUAAUUGGUACAGAGCACUCUCUUUUAUGUACAUAAAACUGUUUGGUUUCUGCUGUCAUUUUAAAAUAUAUUUUCCCUGUUGAACAGCUAAAGAAGUGUUUGUGUGUGUGUGUGUUGUUUAUCUC
Molecule: messenger RNA, 3364 nt
Organism: Lethenteron reissneri (Far Eastern brook lamprey)
Lineage: Eukaryota; Metazoa; Chordata; Hyperoartia; Petromyzontiformes; Petromyzontidae
Product: BMP and activin membrane-bound inhibitor homolog
Biological process (GO): transforming growth factor beta receptor signaling pathway
Molecular function (GO): frizzled binding
Source: RefSeq, a predicted model, not a curated record